AUGGUGCCGGUGCCGGUGCCGGUGCCGGAGCCGGAGCCCGACGAGGGCGGGCGGCAGCAUCGCCAACCCGCAAGCCGCUGCUGGGAGACGUGGCCCAUCGUGAGGCAGCUGAGACGCAUCGCCGAGAAGGGGAAGCCAGAGGAGCGCCACGCCAACGGGCACUACUUCGCCUGCCGUCGAUGCGGCAACAACGACCGGGCUUGCUACUGCGCCUACUUCACGGGCAUGCCGGAGGGGGGCGGCCGCCUCAGACUUGCCGUCCAGCGGCUCGAGGAGCUCGAGAGGCUCCGUUUCACAGCCUGCGGCAGUUUAGCAGACAGAAAGGCCGGCGGGGGCGGGGGCGUCGAGGUCGCCUACGUCGACGACACGCGCCAAUGCGACAGGUACUGCGAGAAAGGAAAGGGGGAGAACGUGUACUGUAGCGACGACGAGGCGACCCUCGUCGAUGCCUGA
Molecule: messenger RNA, 453 nt
Organism: Purpureocillium takamizusanense
Lineage: Eukaryota; Fungi; Ascomycota; Sordariomycetes; Hypocreales; Ophiocordycipitaceae
Exons: 1
Coding region: 1-453 (150 amino acids)
Source: RefSeq, a predicted model, not a curated record